This is a messenger RNA of Sphaerulina musiva SO2202, 4056 nucleotides long. Its product is annotated as SNF2 family helicase/ATPase. Bases 283 to 3570 code for a protein of 1095 amino acids. Gene Ontology annotation, biological process: regulation of transcription by RNA polymerase II; nucleosome organization. The record is from RefSeq and is a predicted model, not a curated record. Gene Ontology annotation, molecular function: DNA binding; ATP binding; ATP hydrolysis activity. NCBI's taxonomy places the organism in Eukaryota, Fungi, Ascomycota, Dothideomycetes, Mycosphaerellales, Mycosphaerellaceae. Gene Ontology annotation, cellular component: chromatin; nucleus. The transcript is spliced from 2 exons.
CACACCACCACCACCACCACCAACACUCCUGUCUUGGGACCUACAACACCAACACGCGCGACGCUAUUCGACCCCAUCACACUGCGACCAAAACACGCCAAAGACACGUCCACGCUGCCAUCAGUCACGCGUCGAGUCUUCCCGAGACGCGCCAGAACGGGAGUCUUCUGGCGCAAGCUCUAGGCACAUUGCCGAGCCAGGCGCAAACAGUCGCGCUGCGACACACUCCACCCCACCACCAUCACUGCCCAGCCAGUCCAGCUUGGCUGCUCACUGCUCCAGAUGGCGAGCUCGUCCGCACUGGGUGCUGGUGACGGCAGCCUGCCAGACGCCGUCAUGCUCGAUACGCCCGACUACACAGACUCCGAGUCGAACCCCACUGGAGCCAACAGUGUUGUGGGCGAUGCUCCCCGAGACGGCCGCUCCAGGCGAUGGGAGGGCAACUCUCUGCGCAAGAGCAUGCUCGGCAAGAAGCACGAACGCCUGGGCGACAACAAGGAAGACGACUCCAUCAAGCGUUUCCGAUAUCUGCUGGGCUUGACCGAUCUAUUCCGCCACUUUAUCGACACGAACCCCAACCCCCAGAUCCGCGAAAUCAUGCAGGAGAUUGAUCGGCAAGACCAGGAAGACGCUGAGCGUCAGCAGGCUGGCAACAAGCGCAAGGGCGGUGCUGCAGGUGAUCGACGGCGACGAACAGAAAAGGAGGAAGAUGCAGAACUAUUGCGUCAGGGCAAGCAGGAGGGCAAGGUCGCGCACACCAUAUUCCGCGAGAGCCCGCAGUACAUCCAGGGCGGCGAGAUGCGAGACUACCAAGUCGCUGGCCUCAACUGGCUGAUUAGCUUACACGAGAAUGGAAUAUCGGGCAUCCUAGCCGACGAGAUGGGUCUAGGGAAAACUUUGCAAACCAUCUCCUUCAUUGGCUAUCUGCGCUUUACACAGGGCAUCACUGGUCCACAUCUGGUGGCUGUGCCCAAGUCUACGUUGGACAACUGGAAGCGGGAGUUUGCAAAGUGGAUUCCCGAAAUCAAUGUGCUGGUGCUGCAAGGUGCCAAGGAUGAACGUCAAGAGCUGAUACAGGAGCGACUCGUGGACGAGAAGUUUGACGUCUGCAUUACUUCGUACGAGAUGAUUCUGCGGGAGAAGAGCCACUUGAAGAAGUUUGCUUGGGAGUACAUUGUCAUUGACGAGGCGCACCGCAUCAAGAACGAGGAGUCCUCACUCGCUCAGAUCAUUCGUGUCUUCAACUCCAGAAACCGACUGCUCAUCACAGGAACCCCGCUGCAGAACAACUUGCACGAGCUGUGGGCACUGCUCAACUUCUUGCUGCCAGAUGUGUUUGGCGAUGCCGAGGCGUUCGACUCGUGGUUCAAUAACCAGGAUGCCGACCAAGACGCUGUGGUGCAGCAGCUGCACCGCGUGUUGCGUCCCUUCUUGCUGCGUCGUGUCAAGGCUGAUGUCGAGAAGAGCUUGUUGCCGAAGAAGGAAGUCAAUCUGUAUGUGGGCAUGAGCGAGAUGCAGAUCAAGUGGUACAAGAGUAUUCUGGAGAAGGAUAUCGAUGCUGUCAAUGGCGCCGCCGGCAACAAGGAGAGCAAGACGCGUCUUCUCAACAUCGUCAUGCAGCUGCGGAAAUGCUGUAACCACCCUUAUCUUUUUGACGGCGCCGAGCCUGGUCCCCCAUACACUACGGAUGAGCACCUGGUCGACAACGCGGCGAAGAUGGUCAUGCUGGAUAAGCUGCUCAAGCGUAUGCAUGCCCAAGGCAGCCGUGUUCUCAUCUUUUCCCAGAUGUCGCGUGUUCUGGAUAUUCUCGAGGAUUACUCUGUCAUGCGCGGCUACAAGUACUGCCGCAUUGAUGGCUCUACUGCCCACGAGGACCGUAUUGCGGCCAUCGACGAUUACAACAAGGAAGGCUCUGAGAAGUUCAUCUUUCUGCUGACCACUCGUGCGGGUGGUUUGGGCAUCAACCUGACAAGUGCCGACAUUGUCGUUCUCUUCGACUCUGACUGGAACCCGCAAGCCGAUCUGCAAGCGAUGGAUCGUGCUCAUCGUAUUGGCCAGAAGAAGCAAGUGCAUGUCUUCCGCUUCAUCACCGAAAACGCAAUCGAGGAGAAGGUGCUCGAGCGAGCGGCGCAGAAGCUUCGUCUUGACCAGCUGGUCAUUCAGCAAGGCCGCGCACAGCAACAGGCCAAGGCGGCUGCGUCUAAAGAUGAGCUUCUGGGCAUGAUUCAGCACGGGGCGGAGACCAUCUUCGAAUCCAAAGAUGGGUAUGGUGCGUUUGGUAAGGGCGGUGCUGCUGAUGAUGAUCUCGACGCGAUUCUGCGCCACGGCGAGGAACGCACAAAAGAGAUAGCUUCCAGGUACGAGAAGCUCGGUCUCGAUGACCUGCAGAAGUUCAACACAGAAGCAGGCGCUGCGUAUGAGUGGAAUGGCGAGAGCUUCAUUCCCAAGAAGAAGGAGAUUGGUCUCAGCUGGAUCAACCCAUCCAAGCGUGAGCGCAAGGAGCAGUCCUAUUCGAUGGACAAGUACUAUCGCAACGCGUUGGCAACAGGUGGGCCACGACCAGACCCAAAGCCGAAAGUUCCCAGGGCACCAAAACAGCAAUCCUUGCACGACUAUCAAUUCUUCUCGCCGCGGCUAGGCGAUCUGCAGGAGAAGGAGACGGCAUUUUUCCGGAAGGAGAAUGGCAUCAAAGCACCGCUUGCAGACGGUGAUGAAGACACUCUAGAUCAACGUACGCAAGACCAGGAGCUUGAGCAGAAGAAUAUUGAUGAUGCUGAGCCAUUGACCGAAGAAGAGAUUGCCGAGAAGGACCAGCUCGCAGAAGAAGGCUUUGGUGACUGGAAUAAGCGUGACUUCCAACAGUUCGUCAAUGGCAGCGCCAAGUACGGACGUAAUGACUACGACGGCAUCGCUCUCGAGGUGGAUAGCAAGAAUGCGAAAGACGUCAAGGAAUACGCCAAAGUCUUCUGGAAGCGCUACAAGGAGAUCCACAACUGGGAGAAGCACAUCUCAGCUAUCAAGGAAGGCGAACAGCGUGCUGCGAGAGUCAUUGAGCAACGUGAGUUGCUCAAGAAGAAGCUUGCAAUGUAUCGUGUGCCUUUGCAACAGCUGAAGCUGAACUACACUGUCAGCACGACUAACAAGAAGAUUUAUACGGAGGAGGAAGACCGUUUCCUGUUAGUCAUGCUCAACAAGUAUGGAAUCGAUACAGAGGGCCUGUACGAAAAGAUCCGAGACGAGAUUCGCGAGUCACCACUGUUCCGGUUCGAUUGGUUCUUCCUGUCCCGCACACCACAAGAGAUCAGUCGUCGCUGUGCCACUCUCAUCACAACUGUCACUCGUGAGAUGGAGGGCGGCAAGGAGAACAAGAGAGUGGUCGAGGAGGAAGAUGAAGAGGAUGAGGAAGCUCCGGCGAAGAAGAAGGGUCGGACGUCGACGGGUGGUGCAAAAAACAAAGCUGUGAAUGGUAUCAAGGGCACUCCCAACGGUACUUCUCGCGCAGGCAGUGUCGACACGAAUGCUUCUGGAGGUGGACCUUCAAAGGCCAAGAGUAGAAGCCGGAAGAGAUGAGAGUGUAACAUGCGUAAUGCGUCUGUUGGAGUGGGCAUACUUUCAGACUUUGGCGUCCUUGAUCAAGGACAUUUGGGGUGUUAAGGGGGUUAGAUCGGGUGACAGACAAGAUCCGGCAAGAGGGUGUGUGUCACGCACGAGUAAGGAGGAAGACGUUGUGCAAGUAGAGUUUGCCUAGAAUGACACUUGGUAGACAGCCACAACAUCUCCCUCAUGCGAAUCCAUUCGAAACACAAAGUGAGAUGGGCAAUCUCAUGCCUGCCUACUCACACUGUCCGGAGAUGGACGUGCAGAAAAGCGAGACGGGUAACGGAGGCAUGAGAACUCACUGCUGGAAUGGAUGUGAUUGUCGCGCAUUGUCCCAGCAGCAGCAUACGAACUACUGUACAGGACAGCGAGGUGAAAGGGGUUAUAUGAAACAGCAUGAAAUGAGAGAAAUACCUAAUACGCUCUAGAAACAUCAUUGAACCAAGGUAACAAAUAUGC